GAGAGCGAGCAAGCGAGCGGACCUUGCACAGCACGCUGCUGUGGGAAAAGCAGGAUUUGCGGUGCGGAUCCUGUCCACCGCUGGACUUUCUGCUGUCUUCUCCUGCUGCUGCACUGGGAGGACCUUCUCCCGUCCCUCCCCAGUCCCUCUGCUGGCAGCACCACCACUUUGGGAUCGCCCUUCCUGCAUUUCCUCGCUCCUCCGUUGCCUUUUGUUCUCUGCCGAGUGUGUCCGCUGGCUGAGGAUACCCGCCACCCUCCGACAGCUGCGCUCAGAACACCGGGGACCGGAGCGACAGGAGAGAGAGAGAGUGAAAGAGCGUGCUAGAGCAAGCAGGGAGAGCCCAGAGAGAGGGAGGCAGAGAGGAGCGAAAGAAGCUGCUCUUGGAGAAGUGAUCGUUACGCCGUCCCCCUCGCACCCGGCUUCUACUGCUCCCCUCUCAUUCCCAUCCCUGUUUCCUGUCCGGGACCCUUAGGACUGUUCUUGGCCGCCUCCUCGUCCUUCUCCUCCUUGACUUGCACCUAGGUGCCGGCUCUCCUGCUUCUCCAGCGCCCUCUGGGGAGGGGGAGAGAGGGAACGUCCGACGGCCUCGAACCCCAAGGAGGAGCUGCGUCAGCCACCUCCUGUCCACCAGAGACUCGGAGCAGCAGUGCCCGGGGCACGGACUACCUGUCAGCCUUUCCCCCCAGGGCCUCACGAUUCCAGCUACAUGGGCAAACGGUUGGAACAGCAGCCAAUGUACCCCCACUACACCUACUACUACCCUCAUUACCUCCAGACUAAGCAGCCCUAUGCUCCACCCCCUCAUCCAAUGGCUCCGCCCAGCCCCAGCACUAACAGCUGCAGCCAGAGCGGGGCUGAGCAACUCAGUAAAACCAACUUGUACAUCCGAGGGCUUCCGCCUGGAACCACAGACCAGGACCUCAUCAAGCUCUGCCAGCCAUAUGGAAAAAUAGUCUCAACAAAAGCAAUCCUGGAUAAGAACACCAAUCAGUGCAAAGGCUAUGGCUUUGUGGACUUUGAUAGCCCAGCGGCGGCACAGAAAGCCGUGUCAUCCCUCAAGGCCAGCGGAGUGCAAGCGCAGAUGGCCAAGCAACAGGAGCAGGACCCCACCAACCUGUACAUCUCCAACCUGCCGGUCUCCAUGGACGAGCAGGAGCUGGAAAACAUGCUGAAGCCCUUUGGCCACGUUAUCUCCACACGGAUAUUGCGGGAUGCCAACGGGGUCAGUCGAGGAGUCGGUUUUGCUAGAAUGGAGUCCACAGAAAAAUGCGAGGUGGUCAUACAGCAUUUCAAUGGAAAAUAUCUCAAAACUCUCCCAGGCAUUCCAGCACCCACCGAACCUCUGCUGUGCAAAUUUGCCGACGGAGGGCAGAAGAAGCGCCAGAGCCAGAGUAAAUACCCACAGAACGGACGGGCGUGGCCCAGAGAUGGGGAGAGCGGCAUGGCGUUGACGUACGACCCAGCUGCAAUGCAGAAUGGGUUCUACUCCCCGCCAUACAGCAUCGCCACGAACCGCAUGAUCGCACAGACAUCCAUCACACCGUUCAUCGCUGCUUCUCCUGUCUCAACAUAUCAGGUCCAGAGCACAUCAUGGAUGCCUCACCAACAGUACGUUAUGCAACCAACGGGGGCUGUGAUCACGCCAGCCAUGGAGCACGGCAUGUCCAUGCAGCCGGCCAGCAUGAUGGGGCCCCUCACCCAGCAAAUGAACCAUCUGUCCCUGGGUACUACAGGAAGCUACAUGACUGCCGCCGCGCCACCUAUGCAAGGGACCUACAUUCCCCAGUACACUCCUGUGCCUCCAGCUGUUCCAGUUGAGGGUGUGGUCACUGACGCCUCCCCUCAGACGGUCGCCCCUUCGUCACAAGAGGCUGGCGGGCAGCAGCAGAUACAGGUGGAAAGCGCGAGCGACCACGUUCCUGCCUACUCGUACCAGUCCAAAUAACAGGCAUGUUCCUGCGACAGCGUGGCCUUGAGGUGGGGAGUCUGCACUGAGACAGGGGGCAAUCGGCGUCCAGCGCGGCCAGGCGCCUAUCGGAUCCCUUCCUCAAGUCUGCUUCCUCGGCCCCCCCCCCCCCGGGGCAAGGGCCUUCCUCCGGUCGCCCGACAGCUGCGAUAAACCGAGGCUUGAAAUGUUUUUCCAAGAAAUUUCUAAAAUAAAAAAUUCCAAAAGAAAUAACGGUUGAAUGUGCAAGUAGGUGAUUUUUAUUAUUAAUAUUAUUAUUACUAUUAUUAUUGUUAUUAUUAUUAUAAUUAUUAUUAUUACUGAGAGGAGAGACGAGUUUCAGAAACACACGCUGUCUUCCUCAGAUACUAAAGUACUCUUUCUUUUCAUUCUUUUUUAUUUCUUACAUUAAAGGUUAGUUUUUUUAGAGAACAAUGUUUUUUCAUGAAUCUUUAUUGCCUUAAUUUUAAGGACGACAGAGACUUUCCCCAAGGGUUCAGUCGAGUGUCUCGUUCUAGAAAAAAAAAUGAAUGAAUGAAUGGAUUAAUGGAUGGAUGAGUGACGUGUCCCUCGGACGAGCUCAGAGGUACUGGAGAGCGCCGAGCCGAGGGCGAUGAGCCGUACACGCUUCGUUGAGGGAGUUCCUUCUUCGUUAGAAGAAAGCCUUGUGAAAUAUUAGCAGUCGGUGGGAACCGAGUGUGAGCGAGAGAUGGAGAGCAGUCAGUGCGAGAGCUUCACUGCGAGAAGAAGCCGAGCUGUGCGCUGCACUGGACGCAGCGUCCUUGCUAGAAAGCUGACCUUGUUUUUUCAGUAUCAUUUCUCUCGGCAAAAAUUGCUGUUGACAACAUUAGUGCUUUUUAUCUGCAGACUUUUACCUUUUUAUGA
Scleropages formosus (Asian bonytongue) is the source of this 2833-nucleotide messenger RNA. RefSeq names its product RNA binding motif, single stranded interacting protein (gene rbms3). NCBI's taxonomy places the organism in Eukaryota, Metazoa, Chordata, Actinopteri, Osteoglossiformes, Osteoglossidae. Bases 710 to 1948 code for a protein of 412 amino acids. The transcript has 14 exons. Gene Ontology annotation, cellular component: ribonucleoprotein complex. Gene Ontology annotation, molecular function: RNA binding. The record is from RefSeq and is a predicted model, not a curated record.